AUGGCUCUCCAAAAACAUCUCCUCCUCCCAUUCAUUCUCAUUUUUCUCUCCUCUCUUUCAUGUUACACCACUACUUUUCAUGGGUAUCCACCCCACAAUUAUCUUCAACAAGAAUUUGGCUACGAUUUUCGGGCACACCCUUCAUUUUUCGACCCCAUUGACGACGAUACUACGUUUGGGAACUCUAUCAACCUCCAAGCCACAAACUUCAGGCUGAAGAAGAUUGGUGAAGUGCGUAGUCUUGCAGCUUCAGUUAACACGGUUAGUGUAGAUAAUUUUGGAGCUAAAGGUGAUGGAAGAACUGAUGAUACAGAGGCAUUUAAGAAGGCUUGGAAGGUAGCUUGUUCAUCAUCUACAGGAGCUGUUAAUUUUGUGGUGCCCAAUAACAAAAAUUAUCUUCUCAAGCCAGUUACAUUCUCAGGGCCUUGCAAAUCUGCUCUUACAAUGCAGAUCUAUGGAACCAUUAAAGCAUCCGAUGAUCGAUCGGACUACAAAGAAGAUGGAAAACACUGGCUUCUAUUUGACAGCGUUCAGAAUCUAUUGGUUGAAGGUGGUGGGAUUAUCAAUGGAAAUGGCAAUAUAUGGUGGAAAAACUCUUGCAAAAUCAAUAAAAAACUUCCAUGCAAAAGUGCACCAACGGCUUUAACCUUCUACAACUGCAAGAACUUGGUAGUGACAAAGCUGAAGAUGGAAGAUGCACAACAAAUUCACAUUUCUUUUGAGAAAUGUGUGAAUGUUGUAGCUUCUAAUCUCGUGGUGACAGCACCCGAGAAUAGCCCCAACACUGAUGGGAUUCAUGUCACAAACACCCAAAACAUCCAGAUUAAAAGCUGUGUUAUUGGAACAGGUGAUGAUUGUAUUUCUAUUGUGAGUGGGUCCAAGAAGGUGCAAGCCACGGACAUAACUUGUGGACCAGGUCAUGGUAUCAGCAUUGGAAGCUUAGGAUCUGGACAUUCAGAAGAUUAUGUUUCAGAUGUGAUGGUGAAUGGAGCUAAGUUUUUAGGAACUACAAAUGGAGUCAGGAUCAAGACAUGGCAGGGAGGAUCAGGAAGUGCAAGCAACAUUAAAUUUCAGAAUGUCGAAAUGCAGAGUGUGUCCAACCCUAUAAUCAUAGACCAGAACUACUGUGACCAAGAUGAUACAUGCAAAGAACAGGAAUUAGCUGUUCAAGUGAAAAAUGUGGUAUACCAGAACAUUAAAGGCACAAGUGCUUCUCAAGUGGCUAUAAAAUUUGAUUGCAGUAAAAGUACUCCUUGCCAAGGGAUUGUGUUGCAAAAUAUCAACAUAGAAGGCGACAAAGGUGAAGCAGCCAAAGCUCUAUGCAACAAUGUCAACUUCAAUGACAUUGGAGCCAUUUCGCCAAAAUGCCCCAACUGA
Cornus florida is the source of this 1377-nucleotide messenger RNA. RefSeq names its product polygalacturonase-like. Gene Ontology annotation, molecular function: polygalacturonase activity. NCBI's taxonomy places the organism in Eukaryota, Viridiplantae, Streptophyta, Magnoliopsida, Cornales, Cornaceae. The transcript has 9 exons. The coding region runs from base 1 to 1377 and encodes 458 amino acids. Gene Ontology annotation, biological process: pectin catabolic process; anther dehiscence; fruit dehiscence. The record is from RefSeq and is a predicted model, not a curated record.